Aspergillus lentulus is the source of this 1161-nucleotide messenger RNA. RefSeq lists its product as uncharacterized. The record is from RefSeq and is a predicted model, not a curated record. Gene Ontology annotation, biological process: positive regulation of transcription by RNA polymerase II. Gene Ontology annotation, molecular function: DNA-binding transcription factor activity; transcription cis-regulatory region binding. Gene Ontology annotation, cellular component: nucleus. NCBI's taxonomy places the organism in Eukaryota, Fungi, Ascomycota, Eurotiomycetes, Eurotiales, Aspergillaceae.
AUGUGGCAGUGCGAGACGCCUUGGUUCUCGUCGCAGGUGGAAGCGACCAUCAACCGACGGCUCCUCCAGUAUUGGCUGGAAAGAGUAAGUCAGAUGCUGGUAAUUGACCCCGACGACAAUCCUUAUUCGUUCCCCGCAUUGGAAUACAUUACAAAAUCCUCGGCACUGGUACAUAUCAUCCAGUCAAUUAGCGCCCAGCAUGAGCAAUACUUCCCUACGCAAGCCCCAAUUAUUGCCCUUGAAGAGAGAGGCAAAGCCUUGGUGUCCUUCCGGAAGGAGUUGGAACAUGUGGAGACCACGCCGCGAGCAUCUCUUCUCACUGCCAUGCUGCUGGCAUUGUCGCAUGGAGUCGACUCCGACAUGACAGAUUUUGGGAAGGAACAUUUGUUUGCAGCACGGAUUCUGAUCAAUAGAAUGCUCCAAGACACGUCCGCUCUUUCUGAGCCUGAUUGCCUUCCACGGCUGUGCUUCGGGAUGUAUCUCUACACGGAUAUGUGUUCUGCGUUUCUUGUGGAUCCGGACGAGCAACAGCAGUUGAACUCGCUAGAGUUUGCCAUCGCCGUGCAGAGAAUGGGUCUCUGGCAUCAUCCAAUGUACGGAUCCUGCACGGAGCUUCUCUUCAUAUUGGCAAACGUGGGUCGUUACUGUCGGCAAGUCAUCCACUCGCAGCGACGCAAUCCCUCUCGAGAGGCUAUCCUGGAGCAGCAGCUCUAUAAGUGGAGCGCAUGCUCUGCAAUACCUGCCUUGGACCUCCUAUACGAGGCUUUACGCAAGCACGGCCUCAUCUUUCUUUAUCGAAUCACUGGAUGGAAUGCUUCCUUUACAAACCCGGCUUUGAAGGAGUCUAGUUUGGAGGCUGUAAUCCAUCAUUACGCUAUAGAAACCGUCCAAGGUCUCCUUCAAAUUCCCAUAACCUCUAAUCAUUUGAAUUUCCAGUCUCUUCCACUCCUUACCGCUGGGUCCGAACUUGGCGCAUCAGAGCCCGGUUUGCGGGAUCAGGUUCGGCAGAGAUUUCGAGCGGUGUACUCCCUUAACCGGCUACCUGCAAAUCUCCAUGCUCUCCAACUCCUUGAGGAACUCUGGGCUGCUCACGAUAGCGGCAAGUCAUGUUUCUGGGUGCGUUACAUGCUGCAGAAAGGAUGGCGGUUGCUUCUAGGAUGA